Messenger RNA from Exophiala dermatitidis NIH/UT8656, 474 nucleotides. RefSeq lists its product as uncharacterized. NCBI's taxonomy places the organism in Eukaryota, Fungi, Ascomycota, Eurotiomycetes, Chaetothyriales, Herpotrichiellaceae. The transcript has 2 exons. The coding region runs from base 1 to 474 and encodes 157 amino acids. The record is from RefSeq and is a predicted model, not a curated record.
AUGGAGGCCGCGGCCAAGCGCUUUUUCUCAUCGCCAUAUUUCGCCGUCGUGGGCGCCAGUCAAGACAGAAGCAAGUUUGGUUACAAGAUUCUGGCAUGGUAUCACGUUCACUCGCUCCAUGUGACGCCCAUUAACCCUGGUCGACCGUCAAUAUCGCUUCCUUCCAGGACAUACGAGACGGUCCCGUCGAUUUCCGCACUACCUCACCCGGCUCAGACCGCAUUGUCCUUCCUCACGCCGCCUGCAAUCACCAGGAAAUUGUUGCAGGAAGCCAAGUCCGCCGGCGUCAAGGCUGUUUGGUUGCAGCCUGGUAGCUUUGAAGACCAGGACCUCGAGUUCGCCAAGAAGAACUUCGAGUCGGCCGUCGGGGGAUUCGAAAAUGGCACCGUGGGAGGAGAGGGGUGGUGCGUACUGGUUGACGGCGAGAAUGCCUUGCGCAAAGCCGGCAAGGAAAUUGUCAGGCAGAAGUUGUAA